AUGACUUUAACAGACCAGCAACGUGACCGGAGACGUGAGAAACGACUACUGCGACGAAGGCGAGAAAGAACCAGCAACAAGACUGAGACCCAAUCGGACGCCGGCAAUGCUGUCAACAGUGGCACCACUCAAGAAGUGACCAUGGCAACCGCACCAUUACCCACGACGACCGCUGCACCCACAUCGUCGUUUGCAACCAACCUUGCUCCACAGAUCUCUUCGUUCCCUGCUGAGCCCACGCCCGCCACCAACGCGUUCUCUAGUGCCUCCCUUCAACCACCGCUACCUCAACACCUUUCUCCAGAAGUCAUACCAACCAUCACUGCAGACGAGACAAACAACGCACCAGGCAUCCCCGGUACCAUCGACAAUAUGGAUACCACAAACACCGCUUUCUCAAGCCAUCCAGCAACUCUCGAUCUCGCAGAAACCACGCCACUCACAACCUCAGCCCUAUCACAACACGACCCCAAUUUCGCCUCCACAGAAUCCCGCAAUUCCAGCAGCUCUCCGGAGCCGUUGGAAGACGAAGAAGUAGUCCCAGCAGCGCCCAACGAGGCCGAACUGAUCGCCCUCACCGGCAACAUGGGAAUCCGAAACAAGAAUCAUCCGAUCCCGCAACGAGGUGCAAUGACCUGGUCGAUAGAGACCCGCGUCGGCAACAAUGCGGCGCAGUAUGCCUAUCGCAUGGGAUUCCGUGCUGGGGAGUACAGCACGCGUACGAUCAUCGACGUGGACGCGAUCGACGAGGAGGGGGAGGAGGAGGGGGAGGAGGAGGGGAGGGAGGUAAUUGAAAUUGAGGACAGCGAUGAGGAGGCUGAGAAGAUGAGCGUGGGUAGUGGGGCAGCCGCAGGAUAG
This is a messenger RNA of Bacidia gigantensis, 858 nucleotides long. RefSeq lists its product as uncharacterized. The coding region runs from base 1 to 858 and encodes 285 amino acids. The transcript is spliced from 4 exons. NCBI's taxonomy places the organism in Eukaryota, Fungi, Ascomycota, Lecanoromycetes, Lecanorales, Ramalinaceae. The record is from RefSeq and is a predicted model, not a curated record.